Volvox carteri f. nagariensis is the source of this 852-nucleotide messenger RNA. RefSeq lists its product as uncharacterized. NCBI's taxonomy places the organism in Eukaryota, Viridiplantae, Chlorophyta, Chlorophyceae, Chlamydomonadales, Volvocaceae. The record is from RefSeq and is a predicted model, not a curated record. The transcript is spliced from 3 exons. Gene Ontology annotation, biological process: RNA methylation. Bases 1 to 852 code for a protein of 283 amino acids. Gene Ontology annotation, molecular function: methyltransferase activity; RNA binding.
AUGCGCAAUGCCGCCUUUGAGGAGUACUACAAGGCCCAGGAUAUCGUACCCGUGGGCGAGUGGGAGGCCUUUCUGUCCACCCUCCGCUGCCCGCUGCCAGUCACCUUCCGCAUCAAUGGCUCGGGCAAGUUCGCCGACCACCUGAGAGACAAGCUGAAACAGGACUUCUUCGCCAAACUGUGCAGCGGAGAGCUCGUGGUGAGUGGCGGCCCCCCGGUCAGUGCCGUGACCCCCCCCCGGCAGCUGCCUUGGUAUCCCAACGGCUACGCCUGGCAGCUGGAGUUCAGUCGCAGCCAGCUGAGGAGGAUGCCGCUGCUGAGGGACAUCCACGACUUUGUCAAGCACGCUAACGACGCCGGCAGCAUCAGUCGCCAGGAGGCGGUGUCCAUGGUGCCGCCGCUGUUCCUGGAUGUGCAGCCACAUCACCGGGUUCUGGACAUGUGCGCAGCCCCCGGCAGCAAGACCUUUCAGCUUCUGGAGGCCAUCCACGCCAACAGCCGACCCGGCCAGACGCCCCCCGGCUUCGUGGUCGCCAACGACGCCGACUUCAUGCGCUGUAACCUCCUCACCCACCAGACGAAGCGCGUGUGCAGCCCCUGCCUGCUCGUCACCAACCACGACGCGUCCAGAUUCCCUGUGUUUCUGGCGGGGGCGCCGACGGCGGCGGCACAGGCAUCGGCGGCGGGGGGGGCAUCGGCGCCGCCUCGACCUCCGCGCUACACGGUUCGUUUUGACCGCAUCCUCGCGGAUGUUCCUUGCUCUGGCUCGGACUUGGGUUGCAAAGCACCGCAUUCGCAAGUCGGGGGCAAACAGCUUCAUUUUUGUCCAGCUUUGCGCUUAAGGAAAACAUAG